UUUCUAAUUUUCCAUAUACUAAGCUAUUUAUACAUGUAUAAAAUAAUCAAAAUCUGUUUUUGCAAGACAAGGUGCAACUUACUAUAAACUGAAACAGCCAAGAAACCAAUAAACUCUUAAUAAACAGCUAAAUUAAAACUUGGGAAACGUAUUCAAAAACCUUAAAAAUGAAUAUUGAGAGACAGGAACUCUAAAAUGCAAACAAACAAUGAAAAUGACUUAUAUUUAGUCAAUCAUUUUCUAUCUUAAUGAAAAUAAAAAACAACAAACAAACAGAAAUGAAUUGAACCAACAUUAGCUUAGUAGCUACAUCAUUAUGUAACAUAGAGCAAAGACAGUCAGUGUCUUUAAUUGUGGCUACAUUGCAUUGUAUGUUUUGCUUCAAGAAAGUAUCGAUACUAAACAACUGGUAACCACUAGGUUUAACUGUCAACCAGCAGUUCUGAAUAUUUAAUAUCCUUAGCUUGUGAGUGAAUAACUGCUUAGUUGCUAUGGUAAUCUAUGACAUUCAUGUAACCUCAGAAUCUUAAUUAACAGCUGCUAAGCUGAACUGGAUUUUAAUGUUUUUAGGGUAUAACUUUGCCAUGACUCAAAUCAUUUGAACUACUUGUCUAUUCAGAUCUACUUGAUGUACAUGUACUUCAAUCAAAAACAAUAUUUCUAGAACCAAGCUUAGUGCUUUUCCCUCAUAGACACCUGCCAUAAAUACCAGCAAUACAACUUAGUAUUUUUAACUUUUUUGAAGCCAACUUUCUAUUUAAUAUUCUAUAAUGUUUGGCUGUAUGGGAAAAAGAUCGUCUAGGUAUUAUUACUAUAGACGGUAUUCAUGUCAAGUGGACAAUGACUUUGAAAAGGAAGUUGCACGAUUCAAUGAGAUGGAAAAUGCAACCAAGAAAAUGUACAAAGUGAUGAAGAAGUAUGGAGAAUCAAUGACUGCAUUAGGUAAAGCUGAGCAGAAGAUCUUUCAGGAUUUAAACAGUAAUCCAGUCACCCAAUCCAAUGCAAUAAAAGAAUCUAUGGAGGAAUGUGGGAGAGCUACAGUGACACUUGAUGAGUUAAGACAAAUACUAGUUUUGCAGACCCAAAAAACAGUAGUUGAGCCAAUGAAAAGAUUUUAUCAUGUGUUCCCAAGUGUAAAUGAAGCAAUUAAAGCAAGAGAACAAAGCUUUUUUGAGUAUGCAAAGCAACAAGCUAAAAGUGAAAAACUACAAGAAAAAGAGAAGCAGCCACAAAACCAGAGUAAGCUAGAUCAGAAUAAACAAGAUCUUGCCAAAGCAAAGGCAGACUAUGAAAGACAAAGUGCAACUAUGCUCUCAGAGCUUCCUUUACUGACCGAUGGCAGACUGGCAUACUUUGAGCCAUCCUUUGAGGCCCUAAUAAGAUCUGAGGCUAUGUUCUACAAUGAAGCUGUCCAGAUUCUUACAGAUCUGACAAGUAGACUGGACCAUUUAUCACAAUCUUUGACUAUUGAAGAACAAGAACAGCAAUUACAACAAAGAUUAGCAGACUUAAAGAGUUURUCUAUCACAGAAGACAGCUAGCAGUGACUGAUGUGCAUUGAAURAAUUAUGAUAUGAUUUCUCAUUUAUAAUAUGGUUGAAUAAAAUUGUGCAAUUUGAUGGGCUUA
Molecule: messenger RNA, 1627 nt
Organism: Exaiptasia diaphana
Lineage: Eukaryota; Metazoa; Cnidaria; Anthozoa; Actiniaria; Aiptasiidae
Product: bridging integrator 3
Exons: 11
Coding region: 771-1541 (256 amino acids)
Biological process (GO): plasma membrane tubulation; actin cortical patch localization; endocytosis
Cellular component (GO): cytoplasm; actin cortical patch
Molecular function (GO): lipid binding; protein domain specific binding
Source: RefSeq, a predicted model, not a curated record